AUGAUUUUCUUUACAGAUGGCCAUAAAACGGUCGGUUUUCUGGCUAAAUCUUCCAAAGAUAAAAGUAAUGUGAACACUGGAUCCACAGUUAUAUAUGAUGAGGUUGUCACCAACACCGGUUCUGGAUACGAUGCUUCCACUGGACAGUUUGUGGCACCUUACGAAGGUCUUUAUUAUUUCACAUGGACAACGCUAUCUCGAGUUUCGAACCUUUUCUUAACUGAGAUUUUGCACAAUGACAACAAAAUUGCUUCUAACUAUCCUGAUGGAAGAGGAUUAUCUAGUGGACAUGUGUCAGCCACACAAAGUGUUCUGCUACAGCUUGCAGCAAAAGACAAGGUCUGCAUUAAAACUCAAAUCACAGGACAGUUUAUGUUUGGAAGUGUAUGGUCGACCUUCAGUGGUUUCAAAAUUUAA
Molecule: messenger RNA, 417 nt
Organism: Mytilus trossulus (common blue mussel)
Lineage: Eukaryota; Metazoa; Mollusca; Bivalvia; Mytilida; Mytilidae
Product: complement C1q tumor necrosis factor-related protein 3-like
Exons: 1
Coding region: 1-417 (138 amino acids)
Molecular function (GO): protein binding
Source: RefSeq, a predicted model, not a curated record